Molecule: messenger RNA, 3518 nt
Organism: Camponotus floridanus (Florida carpenter ant)
Lineage: Eukaryota; Metazoa; Arthropoda; Insecta; Hymenoptera; Formicidae
Gene: Lint-O
Exons: 6
Coding region: 561-2765 (734 amino acids)
Molecular function (GO): DNA binding
Source: RefSeq, a predicted model, not a curated record
CAUAUCGCAUUCAGUCGCACCCGGUGUUGGACCCGUUUGUUUUUAAUCCGAAACUCGUACGACUAACAACGCGCGCGCAUCGAGACACGAUCAAACGAUUCUCCAGCGAUUGACGGACGAGACGCGGACAUCCGUACACUUUCUACAGAUAUGUAUUUAAAUCAUUUCGAUUAGCUGCGUUUCGCGAUUAGGUUGCUGCGUCGUUUCUCCCCGGCGAGCAGAAGCGUCGAAUUGUUGGCGCGUCAGAGGCCAUUCGAGAACCAACACGUUUCGUUUUCCCGUUAAAGAUACUUCUGGAUCCCGAGGUUACAUACAUUGCACGUAAAAGGAGAUGACGCGUGCGGACAAGGGCAGAAUGUCACGCGCGUAGAGGCAGACGACGAACGCGCCGACAAGGACGACGCAUCGGGACGAGAGAGAGAUCGCUGUUACUUUCGUGGUUAACCAUCGACGUCGUCAUCUCCGGCAGCGAGGUGCUGCUGUCGAACGGUUAGCGGCAACCGGCUGAAAGAAGGAGAGAGAGAAAGAGUGUCGCGCCCUGAAACAGUAUAUCGAUACGAAUGACAAAGAUGCAACAGCACCCGGUGCAGGCAGCGGCGCAGAUCACGCACGAGGAGCACAUACUGGAGGCGAUCGAUCAGCUGCGUCGACGUAAAGCCCGCCCCGAUGCCGAUCGCAUCUGCAAUUACCUGCUGCGUAACUUCGCGGUGGACGCGCGCGACACGAUCGCCGAUCUUCACCGGCUGAUCGAGGUCGAGAAGGUGAUCCAGGUCGAUUACAAGGGCAACACGAGCUACCGCAACGCGAAAAAGUGGUCGCGUCUACAGCUGUUCAAGAAUCGCCCGGAGGGCUUCCUCAAGGAGAAGCUCAACUCCAGCAUGGUGUCGAGCGCGGUCGCCGAGCUCGUCGUCGAGGAGCCCGAUUACCUCGACCAGGGCGUCCCGGCCGGCCGCCUGAUCGAGCAGCUGCUCGACGGGGUCUCGAGUCCGACAUCGCGCCGCGUCGUCGAGGAGUUCCUAGGCCGGGAGGUAGCGAGCGGUAAUCUCGCGCGCCUGUCCAAUGGCAAUUACUCGCUGGUAGCGACGUCCGACAUGACGACGGACGCGACACCGUCGCGACGCAGCGGCGACUCACAGCCGUCCUCCUCCUCCUCCUCCUCCUCUUCCUCCACCUCCUCCGUCACCUGCGCCCUGGAGAACGGCACCGCGACGACGCAACGGCGCGUCGGGAAGGCGACGACGAGCAACGGCACCGUCAGCAAUGGCACCGUCGGCAACAACGCCAGCACCAAUGGUUUAACGGCAGCGACGACGACGGCAUCGUCCGCGGCUGCGGAGCUCUACGAGUUCAACGAGACGGAUAACCUCAGCGACACCACGUCCGGAUCGUCGCGGUCGUCCUCGCGGCAGACGAGUCACAGCCCGAAACUGGAUCAGCAGGAUCAACAAGAGUGCAUCAAGAAGGAAGAGUGCUAUAAUGUCGUGGGGAAAAAUGACGCCGAGCGUGGCGGUGCCCCGUCUGUCGAGAUGCCAUGCAACGGCGUCGGCGAGAGCAAGCAGCACGCCGAUUCCCUGGAGAUAACGGCGGUGUCGUCGACGACGUUCGCGGAGAGCGACGUCGUCAAGGAGGAGCUGAAGGGUAACGAUGUACAAAAGACAGCGACUAACCUUAAAAGGUCCGCCAAAGCCGAACGCAAGCAGCGUCUCUUCGCGAGGACGGACGAUCGGAUAGACAUCGAGAUCAAGUUCGAGGACUAUCAACAGGGUAAGGAGGAGCCGGAGAAGCGCGAGGAGGCCGGUCGGCGGUCGAGCGAGGAUCGCGAGGAUGAGGAUGCCGGCAGGAGCUCGUCGACGAACACAUCCCCGACUCCGUCCAAUGUAAACACCGGUGGAUUUCGUAGUGCGAGGAGGAAGAGAGCCAGGAAAGUAUUUGAUCCUUCCGACAACAAUCUAGUGAAACGCAAACGUGGUAGACAGCCAAGUAACCAUAAUAAAAAUUCUAUAUUGCAAGAUCCUCAGGAUUCUAUCAAGGUAAACGUCAAAGAUGGACCGUGCAGGCAAUGUAGUCUUUGUGCCAAGGAAAAACAAGAAGCUCUCGUAGCUUGUAGAGACUGCACAGUACGAGCACAUCCAAGUUGCAUUUACAGUCCAGAGGAGAUGCUUCAAAAGGUCAAUAGUAAUUGGCAAUGCGAACGCUGUAAAACUUGUACCGUAUGUUGCGAGACAUCUGAUGCUGGACCUCUAGUGACUUGUUUUAACUGCGACGAUGCCUAUCAUUAUUUUUGUCACACGUCGCGUGUCACAAUAUCAAAAUCAAGUUCCAAAUGGUAUUGCAAUGAAUGUGCACAAAAACAGCAGUGCAAAGUGAACGACAGCCAAAACGCUAAUUUGGUUAAUGGAACUAGUAGACCGGAUAGCCCGUCCAAUGCACCAAUCUUACCACCAGUUCUGAGCCCGCAGGUCUCUCCUACUAGGGGUUCUUCGGAUCAAAUGGACGACGAUGGUCCGAAAGGUCCCAUCGAUCCGAAUAUUCCUGACGCGAGGAGUUGGACCUCUGAACAAGUAUAUCAAUAUUUCGCUAGAUUGUUUCCCAAAGAAGCUGAGGUCUUUCGGCAGCAGGAAAUAGACGGCCAUGCGCUUCUAAUGAUGAGUCGAAAAGAUGUAUUAUGUGGACUUAAUUUACUACUAGGUCCCGCCUUGAAGAUUUAUCGACACGUGUUGAAGCUUCAGUUUCGCAGAGACGAUCCCGAACUCUAUUGGCAAUAAUACAGAUGAUCUUGUGUAAAAUUGAUUAUUAUCUUUACUAAGUUGUAUGCGAUCUAAGUUACAAGAUUUAAUUUAUAUAUUAUAUAAAUUAAAUCUGAUAGAUUAAAAUUGCGAUAAUUCUCUAGUUUCUAGGCAUCUAUGUUGUAUAUAUGAAUUAUAUGUGUGAUAUAUUGCUAAAGAUCUCUUGCGGAUAUUGAGGAUAUCCUCUUGCCGAUUCGCGCUCUUAAUAACGUAACUAUUGAAGCGGGUUUCGUUUCUUGUUGAGUUCCGCAUUGAAAAGAUAUGUCGAUAUACAUGCUAAAGUACAUAGAGACGAAUUCUACCGGCAAUAAUAUAGAUAAUGUCUAGCAUGAAAUCAAUCUUCACGGCAUUGUAUAUGUGAUUUAUAUUGUACAAAUUAAGCCUUCUUAGAGAUUAAGGUCGCGACAUAACUCUACUUCUACAUGAUUCACAUUGUAUAUAUAUGAGAUAUAUCGCUAAAGAUCUCAAGCGAGUGAUCUGUCGCCAAGUCAGUAUCGAUUUAUUGAUGUAUGUACACACGCGAUUAUAUGUAUACUUAAUGUACAUAUUAUUCCGCCUUUUUCAUGCGCGGUGUUUUAUAAAAAGGAACAGAUAUUUUCUAUCUCCGAACUGUUACUUGUUAAUGUUACAUUUACGUCUAUAUGAGAAUUCUAGACGCUGUUUGUUCGAAACAUGAUGAAAACAGUUGGACAUAUGAAAUAAAGAGAGAAACUACUGACUGAUUUUACACGA